This is a messenger RNA of Fusarium pseudograminearum CS3096, 1386 nucleotides long. RefSeq lists its product as uncharacterized. The transcript has 2 exons. NCBI's taxonomy places the organism in Eukaryota, Fungi, Ascomycota, Sordariomycetes, Hypocreales, Nectriaceae. The record is from RefSeq and is a predicted model, not a curated record. Gene Ontology annotation, biological process: spliceosomal complex disassembly. Gene Ontology annotation, cellular component: U2-type post-mRNA release spliceosomal complex. Bases 1 to 1386 code for a protein of 461 amino acids.
AUGAGUUUCGCCGCAAAACGAAAGGCCAAGGUCAUCAAGGUCGCCGAUGAGGAUGACCCGAGUGACGAUGUCUCAGCGACCAUUGGUGACAAUGGUACUAGCGAUGAACUUUCCAAACCAUUGUUCAGCGCAAAAUCUGGUCGAAAACCCUUUAGACAGUCAGGCUUGAGGAAGAGCUUCAAUCCAGCGGGCGGCGAGAGUCUCGGAGAUGCAUCGGCCACCAACGACGACGAGGAUGACGGACCAGUAGUCGUACGACCGGCCAUCAGUCGAUCAGGCUCGCUGAAAGGAAAGAAGAAACUGAACAAGUCUUCGCGGUUAUCGUUUGGUGGAGAUGAUGGUGCUGCCAGCAAUGACGAGCCUGCCGAGGUGUUCACUCCUAAAAAACUGCCUUUGGGUCGCGCAUUGGAAAACAGCGCUAUAAAAAGAGGCUUGGGAACGAAAGGGCUCCCUAUGAGAUCGAUCGGAGACGACGACGACCGACCCAAGUACAGCAAAGAAUAUCUCGAAGAACUACAAUCAUCUACACCAAAUACCCCCCAAAAGUCCUCCACGUUACCCGACGAUGGCGAUUUGAUGGACCUGGAUGCUUCAGAGUUGGAGGGCGCACUCAUUGUUGAUUCGGUAGAGUUGAGCAACCAACCACAACCAACAGCUAUCCUAUCCGAGGCUGAAGUCCGCGAGAAGAAGGAACGGCGUCAGCGAUUGGCUUUGGAGAAGGAUUUUCUAUCAGUCGAGGAUGAUGACGACCCAUUCGCACGCAAAAAGAAGGACGACACACGAUUAAUAGCAGAAGAUGAGGAUCUCGGGGAGGGAUUCGACAAUUAUGUUGAAGAUGGUGGGCUCUCCCUAGGCAAGCGUGCCGAAAAAGAGAGACGCAAACAAGAUCGAAAAAUGAUGGAAGAACUCAUCACCGCUGCUGAAGGCCACACCUCGGAUUCCUCAUCCGACAGCGACGCCGAGCGACGAAUCGCGUACGAAGCUGCGCAGACACGUGCUGGAAUGGACGGUCUAAAGAAGCCCCGGAAAGAUCCCAGCCAGGACCUACUACAGGCACCACCAAAGAUAUCACCUCUCCCCAGUUUGACGGAAUGUCUAGCCCGUCUGCAGACUACCCUAAAGGGUAUGGAGGAUGAGAUGAAGGGGAAGCAGAACCGGGUGGAGAAGCUCAAGAACGAACGCCAAGAUAUCGUGGAAAGAGAAGGACAAGUACAAGCUUUGCUGGAUGAGACGGGGCGCAAGUACCAAGAGGUAAUGGGACAAGGGAAAGUAGCUGAAGGAAUGGCUGCGGAUGUCCCGGCGAAUGCCCCUGCGGAGAUGGUGGGUGCAAGAGGUUUGGAAACACUGGGUAUGCCGACGAGUCAACCCGAAGAUGAAGAGAUGUGA